Messenger RNA from Astrephomene gubernaculifera, 1792 nucleotides. NCBI's taxonomy places the organism in Eukaryota, Viridiplantae, Chlorophyta, Chlorophyceae, Chlamydomonadales, Astrephomenaceae. The record is from the annotation of a GenBank genome assembly.
CACAACAGUCUCCCCUCUACGGUUAUGUUCUUUUACGUGAUUGAGCUUUUUGCUUAACUGUUGGAGGUUGUAGGGGUUGGUAGGAGGGUCAUAUCCCUCAGACGUAUCUCUUCCUGCUCAAUCCUGAAACUGGGACUUAUACCCUGAGGUGGCAGCAGCUUCUCACGUUCAUCUCCUGUUCUGUGUAGUGUUGCAAUAGGCGCUCGUUCGUCAAAUCCGUGAAACACCUGUUAUCGUGGGAUGCAAGUAAAGCAGCUUCGUGAGCCAAUGAACAUAGUAGUAUCUCCCGGUGGAUGGAAGGCGCGCGUGCAGUCGACGCCAAGGCCGUAUGGAGGCCCAGGCUUAUGCUGUGGCGGACGCUUGCCACCUACUAAUGCCAUGGCAGGAGUGGGCCUUCAGGUUCCUACGUCCACCAGCUCGGCCUCUGGUAAUCUCCGCCACAGCGGGCUAACGAGCAGCAGCGGUCAGCCGCAGCAGCAGCAGCAGCGUGCGCCCAACGGUCCCCUCCAAACCCUUGUUCGAGCAGCCAAAGAGGCCCGCGUGCUUACAUCAGCCCCGCCUGCUGACCCUUUGGAGGUGUCGUCUCGGUUACAAUCCACACGAAGCUGGCCAGCCCUUCAGGUGCUUGCUUUGCAGUACCAGGGUCGCCUGGACCAGGCCUCCAUGGUGGCGUUCUUCCGUAGAGCGGCACAGCUGGGGGCAGCAGCCUCCUCGACAAGCGCCUCUCCCUCUGCUUCAGACAAGUACGCAUGUUCCCGGCUGCUCGAAUCCCUAGCUCUCAGCUGCGCGCCCCUGGUUCCAGACAUGGGCCCCGCCACCGUAGCAGCGUUGCUGGGCACCUUGGGAGCACUGGCAGCAUGCGGACUAGUGGAUGUGCAGGGGGUGCCGUACCCAGUUGUAGCGCUGGUCCAGGCGCUGCUGCUUGCCUCGCUGCCGCAACUGCAUGCACUUAGCGGCGCACAGCUGGCUUUCAGCCUGCGGGGCUGCGUGCUGCUGUGUCCGGGGGGCCUGCCGGAGGUGUGGCUGGACGAGUGGCUGGCGGCUGCCGGGGGCCCGGUGGUGGCGCAGAUGCCGCCGCAGGCGCUGGAGGCGGUACUGAGCAGCUUGCAGGAGUUGUACACGGUCCAGGGCUGGUCGCCCGGCGAUCAGUGGCUAUCGGACUUCCUGCGGGCGCUGGAGGGGCGGCUGGGGGACUACGAUGGCCAGGGUUUGCGGCGGCUAGCGGUGGGUCUCGCCGGGUUGGAGGUACGACCGCACUCCGACUGGCUGGGCGCUUUCAGGGGCGCCUUCGACUCGCGCGUGGCGGCUGCUGAGAUGGAGGCGCAUGACGUGGCAGGGGUGCUGUACGCGUUCACUAAACUGCAGGUGGCGUUUGCGUAAUGGUGCUUGGAGAAUGGGUGUGUGUUACACUGUUGGGGGUACGAGCGCGGGGAGGUGCUGGAGCUAUCGUUGGAUGCGUGUGCGUGCUGUGAAUGCACCAGCGAACGAAGCUAAAAUGUCUAUUACAGGUUUACAACGUCAUUAUGUUGUUAUAUAUGUAUCUAUUGGGGAUGAGGACGGAGAGUAAACUGCGGAGGGUAGGGCAGGUAGGGCAGCAGGCAGGUAGGGAGGAAGCCGGGGAUGUGGAUGAAAAGCAGGUGGGCUGCAGCUACACGCGAACAGGAGGAAGUGGAUGGUAUUCCUGAUGGUAAACCGAGAAUGCAGGUGAGGAUCUGGGCAAGACGCGGCAACACGGCAGGACGGGAAUCUGCGUCACACGACUGUAGGCUCCCCGCGUGAGUUUGCUUGCCAG